Molecule: messenger RNA, 2387 nt
Organism: Anopheles coluzzii
Lineage: Eukaryota; Metazoa; Arthropoda; Insecta; Diptera; Culicidae
Product: integumentary mucin C.1-like
Exons: 4
Coding region: 191-1888 (565 amino acids)
Source: RefSeq, a predicted model, not a curated record
GGUGAAAAAAUUUCAGUUUACCACUUAAUUUUCGGUCGACAGCAGCCGGCACAAUCUGCUCUGCGUCCGGCGACCGGUCUUUCCCGUGCCGAGGAAGUACGCAAAAGAAAGGGGGGCUCGUGCAAAAAAAAUCGCUAUCCGGUGAAAAGUGGACAUUCUGAAAAGUUCUACAACAUCAGUUGCGUUAAAAAUGUUGCGCCAACUGUUGCCAGUGCUAUGUCUGGUGGCAUUAUGUCACGCAGAGAUUCCCAUCUUUGAGAUUGGCUCAUUCCCCGCCGACACCGAUACGAAGGUGGCACCCAGCCAAAAACAGGAACAAUUCGGUGGAUACGUCAUAGAGAAGCCUACCGAACAGCUGCCCGAACCGACGAACCAAUGCCAAGGUGGUCCCGAUGAGUGCGGCUACGAGUACGAGCCACCAAAGUGUCCGUGGGAAGAUGGCCAGGCGCAAACCGUCGUCGAAACCACCACCGAGGUCCGCACGGAAACGAGUGUCCAGACGACCACGGCUACCGUUACCGAAACCAUCCCGACAACCGUUACGACAACUCUGACCAGUGCCACUCCGUUCUGCGGAACGACCAACACUUAUCUGCCGCCGGAUACGACGACCACGCUACCGCCGGACACUAAGACAGUAACGGUAACGCAACCACCGAUAACGACGACGAAAACACUGCCACCAACGACGACCACGAUCACCUCGCGGGGACCUCCACUGACCACGGAGCGUACCGUCACGCCGACUACCACGAUCGUGAUCAGCAAGACGCCGUUCGUGACGGCUACGCGUACCGUGACGCCUACCUCGACCAACAUCAUCACUGCCAGCAGCGUCUCGAUAACGCGUACGAUCACACCUACCUCGACGUACAUCUCGUACAUGCCCUCGACGACCAUUACCCGCACCGUAACGCCCACGUCCACCAAUGUGUUCUACGCCGACUCGGUCACCGUCAACCGCACGGUAACGCCGACGUCUACUAACGUUUUCUACCUACCGUCGACCACGGUUAAUCGGACCGUAACGCCCACCUCCACCAAUGUGUUCUACGCGGGUGAGGUCACCGUGAACCGCACCGUUACGCCGACCAGUACCAACGUGUUCUACCUACCAUCGACCACCGUCAAUCGGACCGUGACGCCUACCUCGACCAAUGUGUUCUACGUUGCCUCGGUAACGGUGAACCGAACCGUUACGCCAACGUCCACUCGACUGUUCUACCUCGACUCGGUUACUGUGGACAGGACGGUUGUGCCGACUUCCACCGUUGUGAUUACGCUGGACCAGACACGCACGCAAACACGCACGGUAACGCCCACGUACGUUGUGCAGCAAACGGCCGAUACUGCUACCGUUACUAGAACACUCACACCAUCGUACGUCGUUACACAAAGCGUACCAACCGUUACGAUAACCCGCACCGUCACUCCGUCCAGUGUACUUACGACGACGGCUUCCACAACGAACGUGAUCACACGCACCGUUACGCCGCAGGCUACUAGCACUACCACCGUAACGGCUCCCGUUCGUACCAUCACGCAGACCGCAUCCACAACCGUCACCGUUACGCCCAAGCUUUCGGUAACGCCGACCAUCUACUCCACCGUUACUCUGCCACCAGUCAUUAAGACCGUGUGCGAACCGGCCCGCACCUAUCUGCCCGAUCCGGGCGUUACCACCAUCACCCGCACGCAGACGGAAACGAAAACGGAAGUGUCCACUACCACUGUCAUUGCAUGCACGCCUACCAACGCGUACCUGCCGGUAAAGGAAACCGCGGCCGCCAACCAGCUGUCACCCGCCUUUGCCCGUGUGCCCAGUCUGCACCGUGAGGUUCUGCCACCGCAGGACGAUGAACGAAACAACCUGAUCUGGAAUGCUUAAGGCAACAGGCUGUAGGAAGAAAAAGGGAGCCUUUUCACUCCAAUAGCUCGAUAGAGUAGCAUCAAGCGUUAAGACGCGAUACAGAAAAGAAACAGAAAUACUCAUACCUUCGUUUGCUAAGUGUGGUUGUAAGCCGGCAACUGUGGGCCGCCCGCCCACAGCUUGCAGUGAUUAGUUGUAGGAUCCCCGCUCGUAAAUCAAUGUACAUAAAACAAAACUCCUCCGGAGAGGACAAAGCUAGAUCGUUGGAGUUGUUGCAUCCUUUUGUGUUCACCUACUUACUGCUCCUCUCACCUUACUUCACUUUGUGGCAAAUGUUUUCCCUCCCCCUAGCUGACACCAGGACUGGUUACUGAUUGCGUGAAAAACAGCUAAAACCAAUAACAGCAACCUGGUUGUGAUUUUCCUUGUAGUUACUGUGUGUGUAAGCGUGUAAAUGUGUGUGCGUGUGGUGUUCGUAAUGAUUUCACAAAUAAAGUCUUUGAUUGAUCAAAGGUAA